Molecule: messenger RNA, 843 nt
Organism: Aphanomyces invadans
Lineage: Eukaryota; Oomycota; Saprolegniomycetes; Saprolegniales; Verrucalvaceae
Exons: 2
Coding region: 1-843 (280 amino acids)
Molecular function (GO): nucleic acid binding
Source: RefSeq, a predicted model, not a curated record
AUGGUGCCUACCGUGACGAUUGCACCCCGUCGACCUGCUGUGUACCUUGAUGAGAACCUCUUCAACCACCACAACGCUCGGCAUGCCGACAGUUUGCAUGAUCCUACGGAUGACACCAUGACGAAACACAAGCACAAAGGGCGACGCUACUGCUUCAUCGCCGGUAUCCUUGAUGGCGGUUCCGACGUGUCCGGUCUGGACAUAUUCGUUUGUGGUAAGAAGAAUGGCAAGACGGUGAAAGACUACCAUUUAAUGUUCAACCAUGAUUACUUUGUUGAUUGUUUCGACAAGCUUCUUGACAAAGUUGAAGAACUGGGGUGGGCGUCAGCGGUAUUCGUCAUGGAUAAUGCCCAAUAUCAUAAGGGCAAGCCGAAGUCCACGUCUAAGGGAACAUGGAAGAACAGCGCGCUCUACGAAGCUUUUGUACAGUACCAGCUCCAGGAUGUUUCGCCAACUGACCUGAAGUCGACGAUCUGGAAGACGUUGAAGAGGCACCUGGAUGAGCAUGUCCCUCCUGUCGUGGUGUCCAUGCCGCGAUCGCGUGGCCAUCAUGUCGUCUACGCAGCACCUGGGUUUUCCAAGCUACAGCCAACCGAAAUGGUGUGGGCCAACGUGAAGGAUGUCUACGACCGGUUGGAGCGUGCUUUUCACGAGUUGGACUCCGGUGUCAUCUGCAAUACUAUCAAAACAUCGACGGAAAAUCUCCUUGCUCUGCACCAGGCGCUCCGUGCUGCCGAAGAAGUGGAGCCCAUCUGCUAUGACCAAGCAAACAAUAGCGACACACCUCUCAACGAAGACUCGUCUUCAUCUAGCGAGAGUAGUAGUUGUGAAAGCGAAGGCUAA